Messenger RNA from Caenorhabditis sp. 36 PRJEB53466, 1364 nucleotides. The record is from the annotation of a GenBank genome assembly. Lineage: Eukaryota; Metazoa; Nematoda; Chromadorea; Rhabditida; Rhabditidae.
AUGCUUGACACUGCCUUCAGAAGGAUGCUCAAGUGGAUUCAGAAGAAGCCGGCGACGAGCCCGCAGCAAACCGUCGACAUUUCGAGGCCCACCAAUCUGGUGGUGUCCAAACACAAAUUGGUGCGAACCGACGGCGAUUUUAUUCUGAUUAUGGAAGGCGAAAAGUGAGUUGGCAUCGGGAUCUUGUAAGCAAGUACCUCUUUCAGAGUGAUCGGUCUUCUCGACAAACGCGAUCUGGACAUGGUGGUGGUGCAGCCGAACCGCGCCGGCGGAGCACCACCCCAGUUCCCGGCCCCGCCACCGCCGUCCUCGAUCUCUCCGCCACCGAUCCCUACACCUCCGGCUCUGAAUCCAUAUCUGAUGCCGAGUGGUAGUCGGAAUUCGGGUACUCGUUCGACUUUUUCAGACGAUUGAGUGUUCUGUGAACUUUUUCAGAAUCUGCAUCGCUCACUUCUCCGCUGGGAAUCACGUCCGGCAAGUACCGCACACUUCCGCCGGGAUUCGCGUCCAAACAACAGUUUACCACUCCGCAUUUCCAAUGGAAUAUGUCAGAAGGAGCCGAGCCCCUUCAUUUCAAGGUUAGCCUAACCGUCUGACUGAAAAAAAAGCGCAUCAAAACUUCAGGCGGCCAGCAUCGGUGACCUCUUCUCGCCCAUCAUCACGAGCAGCACGAAUAAAGAUCGACCGCGAGCGGAGACGGGUCUUCAUCCGCAAGGCAGCCACAAAUACGAGACGGUCUUCUUUCCUCCGAUAGUCACCAACUCGAAUUCGGCUUCCGCUCGAUGCAACGUUGAAAUUCAUUUGGGAGACGAGCGAUGCCCGCCGCCGCCGAAUAGAACUCCGCCGAUGCCGCUGACAAUGUCGCCGUGCCGGUCGGUCACCGCGUUCUUCGCCGAAGAGCUGGAUUUCACAGAAGUGCAAUCGGUUUCAGUGCACGAUCCGGAUUUGGCGGCAAUGUCGAUGGAGGAGUUGCGGAAGCACGCCGAAGAGUUCGACUCUUUCAUUGAGGUUUCCGUUGCGCAUUUUCGUUUUUUCGGUUGACAAUAAUCAGCCGUCUUCAGGAUCAAAUCCAGCAGAAAUGGAGCAAGGAGAAGGCUGAAACAGAACGGUGGAUUCAGGAAAUCGCCGGAAAUGUGGCGAAAAAAGAGACAAUCGACACAAUUCGAGGGGCGAUCGGCAAAAAGAGAAGGCCGUCGAUAUAUGAGAUAUUUCAACCUCGUCUCGAGUCGCCGCUCUCCCCGGAUCCGACCGAUCCGGAGCCGAACAACGAUUACGAAAAGCUUUACGUCUCCAAACAAGACGCGUCCGUGAAAAUCCAAUCGACGCACGAUUCUGACUGUGAAAUUGAGGAUAUUCGAUUUUAA